AUGCUCUCACUACAGGUAUUUCGCGAUUUUUUGCGAAAAUUCAUCCUCGUUUUCUUUGAUGAUAUACUAGUCUACAACCCUACGAUUGAAGCCCAUAUCGACCAUUUGGAGUUAGUGCUCAAGCGGCUUCAACAACACAAGUUAUAUGCGAAUAGGAAGAAAUGCUUAUCUGGACAUCCAAGUGUAGAGUAUCUUGGGCAUAUCAUUUCUGCAGAAGGUGUUUCAGCCGACCCUAGUAAGAUCAAGGUUAUGCAAGAUUGGCCUAUUCCUAAGUCACUCAAGGAGUUAAGGGGAUUUUUGGGUUUGACAGGAUAUUACCGCAAGUUCGUCAAGGAGUAUGGUGCUAUUGCAAGACCAUUAAUAGAUCAACUUCCCAAGGAUACUUUUGGGUGGACUUUGGAGGCAUAA
Messenger RNA from Humulus lupulus (European hop), 408 nucleotides. RefSeq lists its product as uncharacterized. The record is from RefSeq and is a predicted model, not a curated record. The coding region runs from base 1 to 408 and encodes 135 amino acids. The transcript has a single exon. Lineage: Eukaryota; Viridiplantae; Streptophyta; Magnoliopsida; Rosales; Cannabaceae.